AUGAAAAGGGGAUCAGCCCUCAUGGGAUACCUCUCAUGGGGGCGAAAAGAAUGCAGGGGCGGUGACCUGUUCCCUUUCAAGUCCUCACAUCUGGAUGGAUACUUGAAGCACCUGAAGAGCGAGAAGAGGCCUGCCGGGGCCUUCACCAGUUUCCAGGAGUGCGUGAAUUUCGCCAUACAUGUUGUCGGCAUUGCUGUCGACGAGUCAGUCAUAGGACCGAAGCAGAGCACUGUGUGGAGCCAUUGGAGCAAGGGGGUCAUAGGUCAGGCACAGCUGACCAAGGCAGAGCGGAAGCAGGCCACAGUUCUGCUUGUGGCAUACGUUGCAGCCCUGGAACGUCUGCUUGAAGAUGAAUCUGUUAACAGCUUUGAUCGUUACGCCUGCGGUGCCAUCUUGUUUGGGAUCUUCUCUCGGAGCCGAGUGUCGGAUUUGAGAAAAACAUUCAGUUGGUUUCUUGACUUCGGUGAACUUGCAAGUGGAGGCGAAGGGUUCAUCGAGUGCAAGACGCGAGACCAUAAGACUGCCAAUGCUGUGGCGCAUACAGGUUUCAGCAUGCCUUUGGUUGUCACCAAGUGGAUGCGUGCGUUACUUGACAAGGCCGGCUGUGAUGACAUCAUAGCUCAGGCGACGGAUCCUUGGAUGCUUACGGGACGGUUUGCUGAUCGUCCGAUUGUGAAAGUCGAAGUAUCAGAGGAUGUUUGCGAGAGUGAAUCGAGCGACAGCUCGAGCGAGUCGGAGCCUGAGUCCGGUGACGAUUGGGUCAAGGGCGAAGACUUCCGACAUCCUUCGAGCAAGCCUAGGAUCAUGGGCUCGCUAACGGAAUCCACGGCGGCUUUUGCAUCAAGGGCGAAAGAGAUUGGCUUGACCCAAGCCAAUGUGGCCACGAUGACGGGGACCGGAGUGGAUACGCUCUCCAAACUGGCUUUUGCAACAGUACCGCCGGGCCAGUCUCCGAGCGAUGAUCAGGUACAGCGGCUCUUCGGGGCCGCGCCCAUCACGGCAGGGACGAUGGCUGCAGCAAAGCGUCUUAUCUUUGAGGCCCAUACCCUCGUAGUCCAAGAGUUAAAAACCCGGGUUCAGAGGGGGGACUCUGGAGCACCUUCGACGCUCGCUACAGCCGAGAGGGAAGAGCGCAUCACAGAGCAGCGUGCAAGGAUCACGGGCCUUUUGCAUCGCGGAGUAGAAGAACCUAGCCAUGCCUCUUAUGACUUGGUGUACGCCAUGCUGUCCUCAGAUUCCUUGACUUACUUGGGGCCAGACAGGUUCCCGACCAGACAGUCUGAACUUCAGGGCAAGAAGCCCGGGAAGGAGCUUACCAUCGACGGGAACAGCGUGACGGUGAGGGACAAGGUGCCUCAUCAAGCCUGCACAACGGGGACUGAACUUGAGCUUACGCAGGCUCUGAGGCGGCGAGCCUUAGCAUUUGAUCUCGUCAAGUGCGCCAGUUAUGACACCAUGAAUCGGUAUCACUCGUCCUUGAUCCAUCGGUUGCAGGAGUUGCCACCUCCUACUUACGUGAAGAUUUCAGUGGCACAGGACAUUCUUCAGGAUCCCAGCAUCAGUUUCCACUUGUUGCCUUUGAAGGGCGGAGAAAUCGAUGAUAACAAGCGGAAAUGGACAGAUGACGCCAAGAAGACUGAUGAGCCGACCAAGUGGAAAAAGAAUGGCAAAGGCAAAGGCAAGGGCAAAGGCAAGGAUCAGCCGGGAGUUAAAGGGGCCAAAUUCAUCAAAAUGCCGAAGCAGCUCGUCGGGAAAGCCAGCGAGACCAACGAAGGGAAGAGGCUGUGUUGGGCAUACAACAUUGAUGGGUGUCGCAAUGCUGCUGACGGCGCAUCCGUUGCCGAAGCAUCGAAAGUGACAGCCAGUCGCCUCGACUGCACCGGUUGCGUCAAUUUGCAGGAGCCCCUGCAAUCCUGCGGAACGAAGCCCAUCCUGAUGGAGUCCCAGGGUUCCAAGGUCCUUCGCAUCCUCACGGUGCCGGGGGUAAGUUCAGAGGAUGCUUCAGACGACUUGAGUGCAGGCCAGGCUGACGGGCAAGACGAUGCUCACCCUGCUGAAAAGCUUGCCUGCAUCAUGUUACAGUGGAACACUCGCUUCAGCCAAGAGGAGAUGCGAACCCUCUUGGACAUGUUGCCGCAAAAACAUCAGACCAGAGCCAGGGGGAGCUGUGAUGACCAGUCCAAUCAGUUUCUGUGCGGAGCCUAUGCUCAUGGGCCCAUGACGGGCUGCAAAAACUUGACGCGGGAUAUGCCUUGGUGCACUGCCGUGCUUUGCAAGCAUGUUCGCGAUAAUGCUCCGGGUUUUUGCUUCUCUGCCGUGGGCUACCUGUGCAAUGUGCGCGCAGAAGCCCAUCGAGAUUUGCACAAUGAGCCAGGAACAAAAAACCUGGUCAUGGCAACGCGCGCUUGUGCUGGAGGUGGACUGUGGCUCGAGGAGGCAGGUGGACCUAUUGCAAUGGUCGUCGGGAAAACCCAACGUGCUGGGAGGUUUCACGACUUGGCAGUUGGGGUCGCAAAAGUACAAAAAGGAAGUAUCACUUUCGGUGUGUACCAUGAACCGGAGGAGUUCGUGGCGAGGGCGUUGAGCGUGCAACAUCCGUGUCACUUGGAAAGCCUUUUGCCAUCAGAGCUUGUCGAGGCCAUACGGGCAAAUCAUUCCAAAGAUGUCGCUACGCUUGGACGCGAGCGAACUGAGAUGCUCAAGAAAUGGCUUGCUCGCGCUGAGGAGCUGGAAACUGCAGAAAGCCAGUUCAAGGGAUCCUUCAGCUCUCAUCGACGUCAGGUGUUGUGCAACAAGCGGCUGCUCUUGAUGAAGGAAAUGCUUGACAGUGUGGGACACGAGGACGAGGACUUGAUUUCUGAUCUGUCAAACGGUUUUGACUUAACCGGACCCUUGCCCCGAUCUAAUGCCUUUAAGAAUAAGUACCGCCCGGCAGCCACGGCCGAGGAAACGCUUAGGAAAAGUGCGGGUUUGGUUAGGGGUCAGGUUUUGUCUUCGGUUAAAAGUUCUGGAGACGAGAUCGUGGAUCAAGGCGUGCUAGCAGCCACGGAGAAGGAGUUGGCCAAAGGCUUCGUUGAGGGGCCGAUGGGUGCUAGCGACAUCCCUGGUGAUGGGACGGUCACGCAUCGCUUUGGAGUGAUUCAAGGAGAGACCGAGGAAGGUCCCAAAGUUAGACCAAUCGAUAAUUACUUGAGUUCGCUUGUAAAUUCGGUUGUAUCCCAAAGUGAACAAGUGCCCGUUCACACGUUGGACGUAGUUGCUGGCAUGUUGGCGAUGUGGUUGCACUUGUCUCCUUUGAAGUCCUUGCGUGCGGGACUGGUGUGCAAAUGUUGGGACCUCAGUGCCGCGUACAAGCAACUGCCGCUCAGUGACAAAAGUUUCGAAAAGGAUAGCUUUUUCGUAAUCUUCUGCCCCCGCACACGCAAGCACGUCAUCUACAAGCAGCGGGUCAUGCCCUUCGGGGCAAAAGCCUCAGUGACCGCCUUUAUCCGUUGUGCAUUCGGGAUUUGGCGGUUGGGGGUAAAAAUGUUUGCCUUGGUCUGGAGUUUUUAUUUUGACGAUUUCCUAUCGGCCUGCAAGCCUGAGGAGCGCCGACAUGUGGAAGUCGUGAUCAGCACUCUGUUUCGGCUACUAGGUUGGGAUCUUUCACUAGAUAAACUUUUGCCUUACGACGUGUGCUGUAAAGUUCUUGGAAUCAAGAUUGACAUGGCUGAAGCUCGCCUGGGGCUCUUCAAGUUGGCGAACACCGAAAAGCGUGUGCUGGAGUUGACUGCUGCCUUGGACGAGGUGUUGUUGGCUGGCAGGUUGUCGCAUUCUGACUGCGAGAGACUUCGAGGUAGGCUGCAGUUUGCUUCCGGCCAGUUGUUCGGUCGAAGAGCGAAGGUUGCUCUGCACCAGCUUAGCCGGCAUCAUGGAGGUCGGUUGAGCGAGGUCACUUCCGAGGCGUGUCGCUUCUUGAGGCGUUUGGUUUCGUCGAACCAAAGCCGCUCGAUUAGUCGGCAACUGGGCAAUGUCGUGCAUGUGUAUGUGGAUGCAUCCUUCAGCGAUGAGGGCAAGCUUUGUGGCAUCGGGGGCAUGGCAUAUGAUCAUAAAGGCUCCUUGCUCCAAUGGUUCGGUGAAAGCCUUGAUGCUUCGCUUGUUUCCCAAGUCAUGACGUCCUUUGAACGUGUCAAAGAGACUGUCAUCUUUGAGCUGGAGGCUUUGGCGGUAUAUGUUGCGCUGAAGUUUUUCUUCAAAGUUCUUAAGGGCAAGAAUGUGGUUGUGUUCACUGACAACGAAGGUGUUCACGGCGCCUUCGUGAAGUGCUGGACAGUGAGUCAGUUUGCAUCGCAUGUCAUCGAUGCGGUAUGUGAGAUUGAAGAAAGCCUUGGCUUUAUGAUUUGGUACGAUCGAGCAGGCUUUCACGAGGGCAUCGUCCACGUGCUGCUCAGCAGCGACAAGGAGGUCGCAGAAGAAAGGCUGCGCCAGCAGCUGGGUGCCCCCGGCCACGUGGAGGUGGAGGAGGCCUUGAAGCAGGCGGCAAAGACGCUGGGCCGAGUGCCCAUCGUCGUCUUGGAAAUGCCUCGGCAGGUGAGUGACAUGAAAGUUCUGGCCAGCUGCUCGGGCCUCGCCAAGACGUUGGGCUACGACAAGGAGUUGGCGAAGGUGAUCGUUUUGGCGAGCAGUGCCUCCAUGGCAUUGAGCUUUGAUGCCGAUGCGCGGGAAGUUCGUCUCCAGAUCGCAGCGCUGAGUGAGGAAGAGUGCAAGCAGCAGGAGGUCCAGGAGUUCCUCAAGCACCACGGUGGAGACGCGGCUGUGGAGCACAAAGCUGACCUUUUGCACCCCACCGGCGGCCAUGUGGGCAAGCUGGAGGAGGUCGCCAAGAAACUGAAGAUCCAGACCUUCGAGCAGGUCCGGCAGGAAGCCAUCGGCGAGCAGGAGCAGCAGAUCCUGGACUUCCUCGGCAUCGAUGUGCAGGGUGGCUUCGGGCCAAAAGAGGCCGGUCAAGGACUUUGGGGGCCGUUUCACCAGCAAGGACCUAGCACAGGCAGUGAAGGCGCGAGGCGCCCACUGCAUUUAUGUAAAGGCCACCACUAA
This is a messenger RNA of Symbiodinium sp. CCMP2592, 5076 nucleotides long. NCBI's taxonomy places the organism in Eukaryota, Dinophyceae, Suessiales, Symbiodiniaceae. The record is from the annotation of a GenBank genome assembly.